Phoenix dactylifera (date palm) is the source of this 1897-nucleotide messenger RNA. Its product is annotated as protein TRIGALACTOSYLDIACYLGLYCEROL 2, chloroplastic-like. Gene Ontology annotation, molecular function: phospholipid binding; lipid carrier activity. Lineage: Eukaryota; Viridiplantae; Streptophyta; Magnoliopsida; Arecales; Arecaceae. The record is from RefSeq and is a predicted model, not a curated record. Gene Ontology annotation, cellular component: chloroplast inner membrane.
GUUCAUGUUAUUUUUACCAAGUCCGGGGCUGGAGUCGUAGAGCUUUCGUUCAUGGCGGAUUAGGGCGAGGGAUAGGUUUUCUGCCGUAGCGAGGGAUCCAUCCCGUUACCAGAUCACAAGCGAAGAGGGCGAGAUGCUGAGGAGUGGCUUCUCCGGCUCCGUUCCUCAAUCGGACGCGUAACUGAUUCUUGGAAAGACCGGAGCCUGCAGGUUAUAACAAAGAGUCUUACUUCUGUCUACUUCUGAUCAUAUCCUAGAACUGACAUAUUGAUAAAUUAUGGAAAGACCAGUCCCAAAUGGUAGCAAGAAAUUUGUUUCAAGGCAUUACUUCAGCAGACUAAACUGAUGACCGAGUAUAAGCAAGAACCUUGGAUACAAUCCUCUGAAAGUUGUUGAAUUCUAUGAAGAUGGUGUCAAAUAUAUGGGUCCAAGCUUCUUCCUCUAAAGCCAUGUUAUUGUCGCCAAUAUGCCCUCCUAUUAAUAGGUUACAGCAUCCUGCUCCUUGUCUCCCCAUGAAGCCCUUGAGAAAACUUACCCUAGUAAAAGCAAAGUCGACGGAUGACAAUCAAAAUUUACCACCGUCUUCAAAAGGAAAGAACCCUCUUGCACUUGUUCUUGAGAUUCCACGGACAAUCUGGAGGCAGACCUUGCAGCCAAUGAGUGAUUUUGGGUUUGGUCAGCGGAGCAUCUGGGAGGGCAGUGUUGGGUUGUUCAUUGUUUCUGGGGUGGUUCUCUUUGCUCUAAGUAUGGCAUGGUUGAGGGGAUUUUAUUUGAAGUCACGAUUUAGGAAGUAUCAGGCAGUGUUCGAGUUCUCUCAAGCUUGCGGGAUCUGCGUAGGAACGCCGGUUAGGAUCCGAGGCGUGACUGUUGGAAGUGUCAUCCAUGUUGAUUCUUCUUUGAAAAGCAUUGACGCAGUUGUUGAGGUUGAAGAUGAUAAGACUGUUAUACCUCAAAAUUCAUUGGUUGAGGUGAACCAGUCUGGCCUUCUUAUGGAGACAUUGAUUGAUAUUACACCACGGGAUCCGAUACCAACUCCCUCAGCUGGCCCUCUUGAUCCAGAUUGUGUUAAAGAAGGUCUUAUUGUUUGCGACAGGGAGAGGAUAAAGGGACAAGAAGGGGUGAGCUUGGAUGCAUUGGUGGGGAUACUCACUCGUCUUGGACGGGAAAUGGAGGAAAUAGGUGUUAAAAGAAGCUACAAGUUGGCUGAAAAAGUUGCAGCUGUUGUACAAGAAGCACAACCUCUGCUUGCGAAGAUUGAAGCCAUGGCAGAAGCAUCUCAACCUUUGCUUGCUGAGAUUCGUGAUAGUGCUUUAUUGAAGGAAGUUGAGAGUUUAACUAAAAGCCUGGCUGAAGCAACUGAAGAUCUGAGGAAGGUCAACUCUUCCAUCCUCACUCCUGAAAAUACUCAACUGAUCCGGAAGUCUGUUUCCACCCUCGUUAUCACAUUAAGGAAUAUUGAGGGUAUAAGCUCCGACAUUUCAGGUUUCACAGGUGAUGAGGCCACCAGGCAGAAUUUGAAGUCGCUUAUCAAGUCACUCAGCAGACUGCUGUGAAGACGACUGGAACCUGGCAGCAGAGUAGUAUGUCAAUGACAUUGAUCUGUCAGCAGGGAGGAGGCAACAUGUAUGAGACAAAAGAAUAUGGCAAACAUAGGAUUUGUUUUGCCUCAAAUCAUUAUUUCUUUUUCCCUUCAUCCAAUUAUAACAUAUAUUUUGUUAUUAUAUCCGACUUCUAUCUUCAGAUUUGAACCCCACCCCUCGUUCGGAUCCAAAUGCUAAAUUCAGUUUUCUCUCGUAGUCAGCAGGUAGAAUGGCUUUUCAAAUACCAGUUUGUAUGAAAUGUUUGCCACAAAGCAAGAUUAUGAUUUACAAUGUGUCAAGUUCUUGGGCUUUCGUUA